Messenger RNA from Erpetoichthys calabaricus (reedfish), 2014 nucleotides. It is a transcript of the gene klhl38a, whose product is annotated as kelch-like family member 38a. The record is from RefSeq and is a predicted model, not a curated record. Gene Ontology annotation, molecular function: protein binding. NCBI's taxonomy places the organism in Eukaryota, Metazoa, Chordata, Cladistia, Polypteriformes, Polypteridae. The transcript has 3 exons. Bases 24 to 1739 code for a protein of 571 amino acids.
GAUACCUUGUUGUGUUUUACAGAAUGAAUGAAGAGUCCCCAAAAGGCCUCACCUUCUUUGACAGAGAAUUUUCAUCAGACCUCCUCGCGCAGCUCAACUCUCUUCGACAAGAUGAGGUCUUUACUGAUGUCAUGCUCUGCACGGGCGACAGGGAGUUUUCCUGUCAUCGCAAUGUUCUCGUUUCAAGCAGCCCUUACUUCAAAGCGAUGUUCUGCAGCAACUUCCGAGAACGUUUUCUAUCAAAAAUCACAUUGCCAGGGAUUUCGUCCGAUGCCCUAAGUCAACUUUUGGAUUACGUUUAUACUGGGACGAUCACAAUAACAACAGAAGGCGUGCUGCCCUUGAUGGAAACGGCAGCACUUUUGCAGUACUCCCGUCUCUUUGAGGCCUGUUCUUCCUUCCUCCUGGGACUUCUAAAUCCCAAGAACUGCCUGAGCAUGAUCCGGCUCUCCGAAGCAUUUGGCUGCAGUAAGCUCGGCCAGAAGGCCAAAGACAUUGCGUUGCGCAGAUUUUCUGACGUGGCUGCAUCGGAAGAGUUCAGGGAGCUCUCUUUGAGAGAUCUGAUUGAUUAUCUGGGCGACGAUCAGCUGUGUCUCCAGGAGGAGCAGGUCUUUGAGGUGUUAAUGGCAUGGAUUCACUGUGACCUGCAAAGCAGGAAGGACUCGAUCCUUGAUCUCUUCAGAAACGUCAGACUGCAGCACGUCCACCCAACGUAUCUGUUCCAAUUCAUAGCCAACGAACCGCUGAUUAAGCGUUCCGCCGUCUGCACCGGUUUGAUAGAAGCUUUACGACGCACAACGGCACUCAGUCUCCCCAAAGCCCCACGACGGUGCGCAAGUCAUGAAAGCCUGGUCCUGGUCGGAGGGAGAAAGAACAACCAGCAAACCGCCAGAGAUGUCUUACUCUACGAAGAAGCCUCUCAGAAGUGGCAGUGGCUCUCAAAGUUGCCGCUGCGCCUUUACAAGUCUUCUUCGGUGCUCGUUCACGGCGUCCUCUAUAUUUUGGGGGGCCUGGUCAUGAACGGAAGGAAGGCGGAAGUCACUUCCAACGUGUACACGUUCUCUUUCAAAUCGCAUCAGUGGAGGCGAGCGGACCCCAUGCUCGAGCCGCAUUACGCUCACACGAGCAUCGCUUCGAUGAACUACAUCUUUGUCCUUGGGGGUCUCGGGCUGGCGAAGCAAGUCUCCAAUGACGUGGAAAGAUAUAACAUCGUCUACAACCUUUGGGAAGCCAUGGCCCCGAUGCCAGUAGCUGUCCUUCAUCCGGCUGUUGCCGUUAAAGAUCAAAGAAUCUACGUUUUUGGAGGGGAGGAUGCAAAGCAAUACCCGGUCAGGCUCAUUCAGGUUUACCACAUGACUCGAAAUCUGUGGCACCGCUUAGAAACAAGAACGGUGAAGAACGUGUAUGCACCAGCAGCUGUCCUCGAUGACCGAAUCUUCAUUGUUGGAGGCUACACAAGGAGAAUGAUUGCCUACGACCCGAAGACAAACACAUUUACAAACUGUGCCAGCCUGAAGGAGAGACGGAUGCAUCAUGGAGCCACCGUCAUUGAUAACAAACUCUACAUUACUGGCGGACGAUUCGUUACCAGUUUCAAUGUCAUUCAGGAUUCAGACUGUGUAGACUGCUAUGAUCCUAAAACGGACUGCUGGUCCUCUAAGGGGAGACUACCGUACAAAGUUUUCGACCACGGAGUCCAUGCUUUCCCGAGAGUGGGCGGUGAAGAAACUCCAGUUUGACCUUUUUCUCCACAAAUGGUGCCAAUAAGAAGCAUCUGAUGUGAAAAGUCGCGUGAUAAUAAUUGGUGCGUUUGUUCCAUAUUUGGUCUUUUUUUUUUUUUUAAAUCCAUUCUGGGGAUGACCAUCACGCUAAACGGCCACCAAUGGAAAAUACUGAAGUGUUGUGAAUUUAUAAGGUGCAGGAUUUGAUUUAAAUGUUUUUACACUUGUGGAAUUUUGUUGGAUUUCAUUUGUAAUUCUUUUGUACAAUAAAAAAAAAAAAAAAAGAAGGAUCC